GACCUGAUCUCUGCCUACGAGGUUGACCACAGGGGCGAUUACGUGUCCCAUGAAAUCAUGCACCACCAACGGCGCAGGAGAGCCGUGGCCCAGGCAGGGGUCGACUCUCUUCACCUUAGGCUGAGAGGCUCCAGGCACGACUUCCACAUGGAUCUGAGGACUUCCAACAACCUGGUGGCUCCCGGAUUUACCGUGCAGACCUUGGGAGAGGGAGGCACUAAGUCUGUGCAGACGCUGCCGCCGGGGGAUUUCUGUUUCUAUCAGGGCUCCUUGCGGUCCCACAGAAACUCCACCGUGGCCCUUUCCACCUGCCAAGGCUUGUCAGGCAUGAUAAGAACAGAAGAAGCAGAUUACUUCUUGAAACCACUUCCUUCACACCUUGCUGGGAUACCCGACAGCUCUGCACAGGGUGGCCCUCCCUCCCACAUUUUGUAUAAGAGAUCCAUAGAGGCCCGGCCUCCCAAGGCCAGCGAGGUCCUGCUGACCGCCAGAAAGCAGGAGCUGGCAAGUCAACACCUGAAUGAUGGUGGCCUUCACUUUGGGAUACCGCAAAAGCAGCAUUUCUGUGGAAGACGCAAGAAAUACAUGCCCCAGCCGCCCAGCGAAGACAUCUUCAUCUUGCCGGAUGAGUACAAGUCUGACUUACGACAUAAGCGCUCUCUUCUGAAGUCCCAUAGAAAUGAAGAACUGAAUGUUGAGACAUUGGUGGUGGUUGACAAGAAGAUGAUGCAGAACCACGGCCAUGAAAAUAUCACCACCUACGUACUGACCAUACUCAAUAUGGUGUCCGCUUUAUUCAAAGACGGAACGAUAGGAGGAAACAUCAACAUUGCAAUUGUAGGUCUGAUUCUUCUAGAAGAUGAACAGCCAGGGCUGGUGAUAAGUCACCACGCAGACCACACCUUAAGUAGCUUCUGCCAGUGGCAGUCUGGAUUGAUGGGGAAAGAUGGAACUCGCCAUGACCACGCCAUCUUACUCACCGGUCUGGAUAUAUGUUCCUGGAAGAACGAACCCUGUGACACUUUGGGCUUUGCACCCAUAAGUGGAAUGUGUAGUAAAUAUCGCAGCUGCACGAUUAAUGAAGAUACUGGUCUUGGACUGGCCUUCACCGUUGCUCACGAGUCUGGACACAACUUUGGCAUGGUUCAUGAUGGAGAAGGAAACAUGUGCAAAAAGUCUGAGGGCAACAUCAUGUCCCCUACAUUGGCAGGACGCAACGGGGUCUUCUCCUGGUCACCCUGCAGCCGGCAGUAUCUGCACAAAUUUCUAAGCACUGCUCAGGCUACAUGCCUUGCUGACCAGCCAAAACCUGUGAAGGAAUACAAGUACCCUGAGAAGCUGCCUGGAGAGUUGUAUGAUGCACACACUCAGUGCAAGUGGCAGUUUGGAGAAAAAGCCAAGCUCUGCACACUGGACUUUAAAAAGGACAUUUGUAAAGCUCUGUGGUGCCAUCGGAUUGGAAGGAAAUGUGAGACUAAAUUUAUGCCAGCAGCAGAAGGCACUGUGUGUGGUCACGACAUGUGGUGCCGCGGAGGGCAGUGUGUGAAAGCUGGCGAUGAAGGCCCCAAGCCCACCCAUGGCCACUGGUCGGACUGGUCUCCCUGGUCCCCCUGCUCCAGGACCUGUGGGGGAGGGGUGUCUCACAGGGCCCGCCUCUGCACCAACCCCAGGCCAUCGCAUGGAGGGAAGUUUUGCGAGGGCUCGACACGUACACUGAAACUCUGCAACCGUCAGAAUUGUCCCCAGGACAGUGUUGACUUCCGCGCUGCCCAGUGCGCAGAGCACAACAGCCGGCGCUUCAGAGGCCGGCACUACAAGUGGAAGCCUUACACCCAGGUGGAAGAUCAGGACUUAUGCAAACUCUACUGUGUCGCAGAAGGAUUUGAUUUCUUCUUUUCUUUGUCAAAUAAAGUGAAAGAUGGGACUCCCUGCUCGGAGGAUAGCCGUAAUGUUUGUGUAGAUGGGAUAUGUGAGAGAGUUGGAUGUGACAAUGUCCUUGGGUCUGAUGCUGUUGAAGACAGCUGUGGAGUAUGCAAAGGGAAUAACUCAGCCUGCACGACUCACAAGGGUCUCUACGCCAAGCACCACCCCGCCAACCAGUAUUACCACAUAGUCACCAUUCCUUCUGGAGCCCGGAAUAUUCGCAUCUAUGAAAUGAACGUCUCUACCUCCUACAUUUCUGUGUGCAAUGUCCUCAAAAAAUACUACUUGAACGGACACUGGACCGUGGACUGGCCCGGCCGAUACAAGUUUGCAGGCGCUGUCUUCGACUACAGACGGUCUUAUCAUGAGCCUGAGACCUUAAUCUCCACUGGCCCAACCAACGAAACGCUGACUGUAGAGCUUCUGUUUCAGGGAAGGAACCCGGGCAUCGCCUGGGAAUACUCAGUGCCUCGCUUGGGGUCAGGGAAGAAGCCCACUGGCCAGCCCAGCUACACCUGGGCCAUCGUGCGCUCUGAGUGCUCCGUCUCCUGCGGAGGGGGGCAGAUGACCACAAGAGAGGCCUGCUACCGAGAUCUGAAGUUUCAAGUCAACACAUCCUUCUGCAGUCCCAAGACUCGACCUGUCACGGGGUUGGUACCUUGCAAAGUAUCUGCCUGUCCCCCCAGCUGGUCUGUGGGGAACUGGAGUACCUGUAGCCAGACAUGUGGUGGGGGCUCCCAGAGCCGCCCUGUGCAGUGCACACAGCAGUCACACAACUUGGAGUCCAUCCCAGCCAGCCUGUGCCCACAGCCUGUGCCCUCCAGCAGACAGGCCUGCAAUUCCCAAAGCUGCCCACCAGCGUGGAGCUCUGGGCCCUGGACAGAGUGCUCGCGCACCUGUGGGAAGGGGUGGAAGAAGAGGGCGGUGGCCUGCAAGAGCACCAACCCUUCGGCCAGAGCACGGCUGCUGCCAGACACUGUCUGCACCUCGGAGCCAAGGCCCAGGACGCACGAGGCCUGUCUGCUUCAGCGCUGCCCCAAGCCCAAGAAACUGCAGUGGCUCGUGUCUGCCUGGUCCCAGUGCUCCAUGACGUGUGAAAGAGGAACGCAGAAAAGAUUCCUGCAGUGUGCUGAGAAGUUCGUCUCUGGGAAGUAUCGAGAACUGCCCUCUAAGAAAUGCCUGCAUUUGCCGAAGCCCACCCUGGAGCUGGAACGCGCCUGCGCCCUGUUUCCGUGCCCCAAGCACCCCCUGUAUGCCGCUGCGGGGCCCUCGAGGGCCGGCUGGUUUGCCUCACCCUGGUCUCAGUGCUCGGCCAGCUGUGGAGGCGGCGUCCAGACCAGGUUGGUACAGUGCCUGGCCGGGGGCCGGCCAGCAUCGGGCUGCCUCUCACACCAGAAGCCCACGGCCUCCCUGGCCUGCAACACUCACUUCUGCCCCGUCGCAGAGAAGAGAGAGGCCUUCUGCAAGGACUACUUCCACUGGUGCUACCUGGUGCCCCAGCACGGAAUGUGCAGCCACAACUUCUACGGCAAGCAGUGCUGCAGGACUUGCUUCCAGUCCAACCUGUGAGCCAGGGCCACUUCCCACAGUGGACAACGGGCCUACGUGGCAGCGAAGCUCCCCACAAGGGAGCCGCGUGGUCCACGUGUGAUGCGUCCAAGGAAGAUGAAAGAAAACUGAGUUGGGCUUUUUGCCCCCGAGGAUGUGUGCACAUGUCCCCGUGCAUGCAGGCUCUCCUGGAGAGCCCGGGCAGGCCAAACUGCAGCAGGUCAGACAGAGUUAGCUCUGUGGGACAGGGGAAGCAACCCUUCCCCAGCUUGUACUGCAGCUGAAUCAAAUCAACGAGACAAGCAGAGUCGAACCCGCUAAGUCCUAGAUGUCGGGUGCUUUAUAAAAAGAAAGUCCAUGCAAUAAGGAAGACAUGCAAAAUAUCUGCCACCAGGUAAGCCUGCAUCCCCUCUCUACUGAAAGCCUCCUCUGGUCACUGGGAGACUGACUUUCUGAGUGGAGGUCAGGUGGCGGGCACUCCGGGGCACUGCCCCAGGGUUCUCCUCCUUCCCAACUGUUGCAGAAUGACUCUUCCCAGGGACUUGAUGGUGCCACAAGAGCUGUUGUCACCUCAAGGGCCACCUGCCUGCCAAGGCACUGCAUUCUGAUUUGGGAUUCUGCAUAUGGAAAAAGGACUUGGCAUCCCUCCUAAGGUGCUCCCGUCUCCCUCAGACUCACGUGCUGGAGGAGAGACUUGGUCGUCUACGUUUUAUCUUUCUCAGUUAUUUGCAAGUCAGUGUCCCUUUUUAUACCCACUUCCUAACGCUUUUCUGUUUCCAAGUAACAGAUCAGAAAUACAGGUUACGUCAAAACCCUGCUGUCCUAAAGAGAACUGUGGUCCUACUAAAACAGACAUCUGCCCCAUGAUCAUAACCUUAGGGCUCUGUGUUUUGUUUUCGCGUGUUGUGAGGUUUCUAACAUUUUGUCCGUAAGUUUGGCCAUUUCUGUAAGGCCAGCUCAGAAGGAAGGCCAGCCGGGUCGGAGUGGGAGGCUGCCCGGGGUCCCCAGCGUCCUCCCGUCAUCCCAAAGCUGCGUCAUCCUGUGGUGUGGCUCCAUUUGGAAUGGGUGCCUGGAUAUUUAUAUUUGCUGAAGUUUUAUAAUAAAUUUUAUAUUGUACA
This is a messenger RNA of Carlito syrichta (Philippine tarsier), 4589 nucleotides long. It is a transcript of the gene ADAMTS16, whose product is annotated as ADAM metallopeptidase with thrombospondin type 1 motif 16. The transcript has 21 exons. Gene Ontology annotation, biological process: proteolysis; extracellular matrix organization. Gene Ontology annotation, molecular function: metalloendopeptidase activity. Lineage: Eukaryota; Metazoa; Chordata; Mammalia; Primates; Tarsiidae. The record is from RefSeq and is a predicted model, not a curated record. Bases 58 to 3492 code for a protein of 1144 amino acids. Gene Ontology annotation, cellular component: extracellular matrix.